Messenger RNA from Colius striatus (speckled mousebird), 1468 nucleotides. RefSeq names its product endothelial cell surface expressed chemotaxis and apoptosis regulator (gene ECSCR). The record is from RefSeq and is a predicted model, not a curated record. Lineage: Eukaryota; Metazoa; Chordata; Aves; Coliiformes; Coliidae. Gene Ontology annotation, cellular component: cytosol; plasma membrane. The coding region runs from base 89 to 823 and encodes 244 amino acids. The transcript is spliced from 11 exons. Gene Ontology annotation, biological process: positive regulation of endothelial cell apoptotic process; negative regulation of angiogenesis; positive regulation of proteasomal protein catabolic process.
UGUGGGAGAGCCAGCCCCAGGCAGGCAAAGCGCUCCUCGCUCGCUCCGGGAUGGCCAGAGCCUCGCCGAGGGGCCAGACGCCACCAGGAUGCCAUCUCCGUCCCUCUGCCCGCUCCUGUGCCUCCUGGGCUGUGUGCUGCUCCGAGGUACCACCACCUCCACAGACUCCUCCAUCCCCACUGUAACAGGUCAAUCCCAAGCAACACCACCCAGCCCUGAAGUAAAGAACCAUACCUCAGAGCCUUCAGUGAAAUCAACAUCAUCAGCCAACUUGAAUCUCACCUCUCUGGGUCCAACUACUGCAGCCAAACCCUCUCCCACCCCUACAACACCAUUAGCAUUGACCACAAGAGAUAGAACCACUAGUGGAAGGAGAAACCCAACAGCUUCACCAUCUCAAGGUCAAGAGCCCCAGGGAAGUGAGAGAACCACAGCACCAGCAACUCAAAGUGCUUCCUCCUUUCUCUCACAGAGAGAUGGCACCUCAAAGCCAGUUGUGCCAACAGCAGCCUCCUCUGGCUCCUUGCCUGUGCCCACUCCCACAGAUGAUAAAUCACCACUGACAGUGGCAGCUUUUGGUGUCAUCAGCUUCAUAGUUAUCCUGAUCGUUGUCGUGAUCAUUCUGGUCGGUGUGGUCAGCCUGAGGUUCAAGUGUAACCACUCAAAGGACUCAGAAGACAAACAGAAACCAGGGAGCUCCAUGGUGUCAGAGAGCUGCUCGGCAGGCACAAGCCAGAAGGAUAACAGCAUCACUCUGAUCUCCAUGAAGAACAUCAACAUGAACAACAGCAUGAGUUACCCACCAUCAGAAAAGGUGCUGUGAAGCCAAGGGCCCAGAGCUCCAAGAUGACUCAUGACAACCAGCAGUGACUUUCUAAGUUCCUCCAAGGGAUUUUUUUCUCCUUGGGGAAAGAACAAGAGUGGACUUUCUACAUAAAUUAUUAUGUCCUUUCUGUUCCAUACAUUUACAGUAGCAUCCCACCUCGCUUCCCUCGCAUGGGGUCUGAGGGCUUUCUCCACUCACAGCCUGCCAUGCUCUCAGUGGCUGACCUCUCUUAAUUGUUUUGUAUGCCUUCAAAUCCUCAGAUUAUUCCAGCAGCAAGAAGCACCAAGGAGCCAUCUACUUUGCUGCUAAACUGCUGCCUUAGAUGAAUGGCCUUUAGGGUCUAUGCCAGGCGGUUGCAGGCUCAUUAAUUAGUGUGGCCCCACUCUAAGCCGAAGGAAAGCAUUAGGAAAGUGUGAUCUGAGGCUGAAGACCUGACAGGACAGAAAUGGCCAAGUGAUGGGUCAAAUCCCAGCACAUCUGCUCCAAGCCCUUUGUCCUUGGUGUUCUCCAUCGUCCCUGCAGCAGUAGGGAUGGCCCUACCCACCUACCUCACAGGGUUGUUGUGAGGCUGUCAGCAUCUGUAAAGCAUUGGGAGAGCCAUUAAUUAAAGGUGCUGCUGAAAUGCAAACUGCUACCUUAAAA